Molecule: messenger RNA, 625 nt
Organism: Diospyros lotus (date-plum)
Lineage: Eukaryota; Viridiplantae; Streptophyta; Magnoliopsida; Ericales; Ebenaceae
Product: probable E3 ubiquitin-protein ligase XERICO
Exons: 1
Coding region: 86-487 (133 amino acids)
Source: RefSeq, a predicted model, not a curated record
CUGGCUGGUUAAGCCCCAAAGCCAAACCCACGUUGUCUCUGGCGCCUCUGUUUCGAAGUGAUUUUAAUCUCCUUAAAUCGGUCGUAUGGGUCUCUCGAAUUUCCCGAGUCCGGCGGAAGGGGUGCUGACGGUGCUGGUGAACACGGUGAACACAAUGGCUCUGUUGAAGAACAUGGUGAGGUCCGUGCUUCAGAUUGUCGGAGCCGCCGCCGGGAGUGGGGCAUCUUCGAAUGUGGAGGAGCCGACGGCGGAGGCGGAUAGUUGGAGAAGAGAAAGGAGAGUGUCGAUUACAAGGUUCGGAUCCUUGUGCGGCGGUGGCAUUGAGAGAGUGUGGCCGGCAAUGGAGUGCUCUGUUUGCCUGUGCAGGUUUGAGGAAGAAGAGGAGGUUGGCGAGUUGGCUUGCAAGCAUUACUUCCACAAGGGUUGUUUAGAAAAGUGGUUUGAUAACCACUACAGAACUUGCCCUCUUUGUCGCUCAAUCUCGUGAUUUGAUAACUCAAUUUUUUUAUGAACACCAACCAAACGACCCCCCUCUCUCUCUCCGUGGGUGUUGUUUGGGCCAUGUGCCCUCCGUUACUAACGUUAUAUUACACCUUAUUUAAUUAUAUAUGUUGAUUAGACGUUA